Molecule: messenger RNA, 945 nt
Organism: Periconia digitata
Lineage: Eukaryota; Fungi; Ascomycota; Dothideomycetes; Pleosporales; Periconiaceae
Source: the annotation of a GenBank genome assembly
UCCAUCUGGUUGAGCUGAAACAUAGCAGUCUCAUUCAAUCACAUCAAUUCACCUUCUUUGUUGGUCAUGAGGGAAAACCAAUAACCGUGCAUGCAGCCGCGAUCGCUGCUACUAGCCAACAGCUGGAUGCACUCAUUAAUGGAGGAAUGAGAGAAUCCGAAACGCAGUGUGCGAAGAUUGAAGAUGUUGAAGUAGACGACUUCAUCCGGUUCUGCGAGUACGCCUAUCGCGGGGACUACACGGUACCUCCGUGGGAAGAACUUCCGCCAGAACCAAUUCAUCCAUCUGAGGAUAAACAGCACGAUGGAUUCAGUUUUGAGUGGAAUGGGCUUGCUACCCCCCCCAUCGAAGAAGGAUAAGAAGAAGAAAGUCAAGACUGCGCGAGUGAAUCCUGAUAUAUGGGAUGAGCCCGUCCAAAAGGCAGAACCUUCUGCCGAGCCGGCACACCCCCCAGAAGAUGAAAAUCGACACACAUCGAGAGCUCAAUUACGGAGUCAAUUCAAUGACCGAGACUACCUAAGCAAAGAAAACCCCAAAACUCUGAUUCUGCAGUAUUUCCAACCCAAAUCCAACAAUGACGUAGAUCAGAAUUUCACCCCGGUCUUCCUCGCCCACGCCCGGCUUUACUGCUUUGCGCGUCUACGUUUAAUAGCGCCACUCAAAGCGCUGACCCUUGAUAAAUUGCACAAAACGCUUAUGGACUUCAAGUUGUACACAAAGCGUAUCGGGGACAUCAUUAAACUCGCGAGGUAUGCAUAUUCGAACCCAGAUCUGCCGGAGAGAGCCGAGGAUGGCACUAUAGACGACCUGAAAACCUUAGUGGUUGAAUAUAUCGUCUGUGAGAUUGACACAGUUGGAAAGUGUGAUGAAUUCGUCAAGUAUAUGGAGGAAGGUGGGGAAUUUGUGGGAGACUUUUGGAGAAUGACAAGAGACUAUAUCGCUUAG